AUGCUUCAGGACAAGGAUAUGUCAUUAACCGGACUGCUUGCUUCUCAGCACGAACCUCAGUUCUUGGACUGUCUCCAAUUGUCUAAAUCACUGCAAAUGCUUCACCUGCAACGUGCCACUGUGAUGAUAGCCGACAAAAUCCGAGAUGCAGAGCACUUGACGAACCGAUGGUCUGUUGAGAAGGAACAAGAGAUUGCAGCGUGUAUUACGCCGAGAAAGGCAAGGCCCUCAUGGCAGAGUACAAGACCAAGCAAGAAACAUGAGAAAAAGGAAGAGAGUCCAGGGCAGCGGAGGCGGCUGCUCGUCCAGCAAAUCGUGCAGAGCAAGGCCGGCGGACCGUUUUUACCUCUUUACAAACAAUGA
Molecule: messenger RNA, 363 nt
Organism: Letharia columbiana
Lineage: Eukaryota; Fungi; Ascomycota; Lecanoromycetes; Lecanorales; Parmeliaceae
Exons: 2
Coding region: 1-363 (120 amino acids)
Source: RefSeq, a predicted model, not a curated record